UUUUGUGUGCUCCACAAGCCAAGUAUCAUCAAUUCCAACCAAAACCCAUCUCUUUUUUUGUGUUCUUAGUUCAUAUAAGCUUCAAAGUUCCAAUCUUUUUCACAAUUUGUUCAUACCCAAAUCUCAAUCUUUUCCUUACUCUGUUUUACAAUUUUGAUACUCCAAAACAAUGUCGUCGAGUAUCUACCAAGCCUUGCAAUCAUGUCUUGAGCCUCGCCGAAUCGAACCACGUGUUCUAAGACUCAAAUUAACUCCCUCCAAAUCCAUCUCUUCCCCGCCGCCGGCGGAAGAAGAUUCCGAUCUCUCUGCAACUCAUUCUGACCCACCAAUCGAAACCCAUCUAGAAAUGGAAGAGAAUGACACCGCCGUCAUCGUCGCCGACGCCGAAGCUUCUCCGGCGGCCUCAAAUGGCAUUGGGAGUGUUGUUGGUGGGUGGAGUAUUCUCCAAGCUCUGUCGGGUCUGGAUGGCCGUCCUCCGGCGAAGCAAUAUUCUCCGACGAUGGCCCUCAGCUGGAAGAGCCUCGAAAUGUGCACCGAGAGUUUGGGCAGUGAAACCGGCAACGAUGGCAGCGACGAGAAGAUGACUCUGUUUUCAUCCGAAACAGAGGUGUCGCCGUCGUCUGUCUCCGGCGAAAAAUCAGUGCAGUUUUCAAGGCUUCGAGCGAAGAAAAUGGCCAAACCGAGUUAUCCUCCGCCGUUGAUGUCGAUGAGCGGGCCGAUCGGCGUUAAGGUGAAGCCUUAUCGGGAAGGUGGGCGGCUGGUGUUGAAAGCGGUGUCGAUUCCAUCGGCGCAGCCAUGUUUCGAGGUGGAGCGCAGCAGGGGAAGCCUGAGGCUGCGGUGGCUGAAGCGUUCUGAUAAUUUAGAAGAGGCGGAGGAGAAGGGAGAGAGUGAGGAGGAGAGCAGUGAGAGCGGCGGACGGCGGCGGAAGGGGCGGCGGUGCAAGGAAGGUGGCGGAGGAGGGAGAAAAGAAUUGGUGAAUUGGGAGCCAUUUUUGGUGUCCACUUGAACAUCUUUAUUCUUUUAUUCUCUCUCUCAUUCUGACUAUGAUGCCUCUUAUGAUACAUUUUGUACGUUUAUUUUAAAAU
Cucurbita moschata (crookneck pumpkin) is the source of this 1085-nucleotide messenger RNA. Its product is annotated as protein FANTASTIC FOUR 4-like. The record is from RefSeq and is a predicted model, not a curated record. The coding region runs from base 170 to 1006 and encodes 278 amino acids. NCBI's taxonomy places the organism in Eukaryota, Viridiplantae, Streptophyta, Magnoliopsida, Cucurbitales, Cucurbitaceae. The transcript has 2 exons.